Molecule: messenger RNA, 982 nt
Organism: Medicago truncatula (barrel medic)
Lineage: Eukaryota; Viridiplantae; Streptophyta; Magnoliopsida; Fabales; Fabaceae
Product: truncated lectin 2-like
Molecular function (GO): carbohydrate binding
Source: RefSeq, a predicted model, not a curated record
UGUAAGCAUUCAUACAAAUAUCACAAUUGAAUUAAAAACCAAAGAAAUGUCUUCCUCUAACUUCUCUUGUAUCCUAUCCAUCUCCUUAACAUUCUUCAUCUUGCUACUGAACAAGGUGAAUUCAGCAGAAACAACUUCCUUUUCCAUCACAAAAUUUGUCCCAGAUCAAAAGAAUCUCAUCUUCCAAGGCGAUGCGAAAACUGCCUCAACAGGGAAGUUAGAACUCUCCAAGGCAGUCAAGAACUCUAUUGGUAGAGCUCUUUAUUCCGCCCCUAUUCACAUUUGGGAUAGCAAAACCGGUAGUGUGGCUAACUUUCAAACUACCUUCACCUUUACAAUAACGGCGCCUAAUACUUAUAAUGUUGCAGACGGUCUUGCAUUCUUCAUUGCACCAAUUGAUACUAAGCCGAAAUCAAUUCAUCAUGGAGGAUACCUUGGAGUUUUCGAUAGCAAAACUUACAAAAAAUCAAUUCAAACUGUUGCAGUUGAAAUUGACACUUUCUAUAAUGCUCAAUGGGAUCCAAAUCCCGGAAAUAUAAGUAGCACUGGUCGACAUAUUGGAAUCGAUGUAAACUCUAUCAAAUCAAUAAGCACCGUGCCGUGGAGUUUGGAAAACAAUAAAAAGGCUAAUGUUGCGAUAGGGUUUAAUGGUGCAACAAAUGUGUUGAGUGUUGAUGUGGAAUAUCCUUUGAUUCGUCAUUAUACCCUAAGUCAUGUUGUGCCUUUGAAGGAUGUUGUUCCUGAGUGGGUAAGGAUUGGUUUCUCGGCUGCGACUGGAGCCGAAUAUGCAGCACAUGAUAUUUUAUCGUGGUCUUUUGAUUCAAAGUUGAACCUAGGUUUUGAGAACAAUAUCAAUGCCAAUGUUUCAAGCUCUACUCAAGCUGCAUAGUUGAAAACUUAUCCAUUAUGUAUGUGUGAGUGUAACCAACCAGUCUAAGAAAACUAUAAUAAGAUACCUGAAAUAAUGGUUCAUUAUCGUGUA